This is a messenger RNA of Colletotrichum fioriniae, 1032 nucleotides long. RefSeq lists its product as uncharacterized. The record is from RefSeq and is a predicted model, not a curated record. Gene Ontology annotation, cellular component: membrane. NCBI's taxonomy places the organism in Eukaryota, Fungi, Ascomycota, Sordariomycetes, Glomerellales, Glomerellaceae.
AUGUCGGGCGCAAACUCGUGGUUGGCAAGGCAGCGGAAGAGCGACCUCGUCGAGAUUGCCGAGCUGACCGGACUUACUGGGUACGAGAAUCAGAAAAAGGCCGACUUGGAAGUCACCCUAGAUGAAUACCUUGCCGAAAACACUAUUCAGUUCUCUCAGAACCCCAAGCUUGCAGGCUACUACACCAGUCGCUCUAAGGCUGCCGGCUCACCCGUCAAGAGGGAGGCUCCCUUGACCGAUCUCGUCAAGUCCACGCGUCGCAGGGCGACGAGAGCCAUCGAGGAGCUUCAGCCCGAGCCCGAGCCAGAAAGAGCCGAAUCCUCAAGCCCGGAGCCUGCCUUCUCAACCGCAUUGGCGACGCGAACUCCCGCCCGUAAUCUCUCUCUUGCGAGCCGUAUCCCUCUGCCCGCGACACCCGCUGAUGUUGCCGAGGCCGUCGACCGUCACACUGUCGCUCUGCGCGAGCGUGCGACAGAACUCUACGACCAGUCUGGCAUCCAGGAGGGCACCCAAGCUGUGCGCUCCUCCCUGUCAACCGUCACGUCGGUGCUGUUCACCGUGGCCGCGUUCGAGGCGUGGAACCUGAGAGCCGAAGUCCUGCCCCUCCGCUACGCCUUCACCAUCCCCGCGAUCCCGGCUCUGGGCACCAACUUCUACCCCGUCUACGUACCCGACGCGUUCCUGUUCGUGACCUCGUCCUUCUGGUCGCCCGUCACGCUGUGGACGCUCACUUCUGUCCUUAUUCCCUCCUUAUUCGGAUAUUUCUACAACCUGAGCGCGGCGAGCCAUCCCCAGCCUCGCGGCCGCAAGUCAUCGACCGUUGAGUACAACGUUGACCCCUUGGUCUUCAGCAUUGUCAAGGCUCUGAUCUCGUUCGUUGUUUACGCCCAAAAGGUCAACUUUGGCGGCUGGAUCAACGAAAACUCGAUCGACCGCAUCAACGGCGCUCUGUAUGGAGAGUGGAAGGGCAUCUUGACUGGUGCUGCCAUCACCGGGCUUGUUAGCCUCUACGAUGCCGUGCUGAAGAAGUAG